This is a messenger RNA of Morone saxatilis (striped sea-bass), 1249 nucleotides long. RefSeq lists its product as uncharacterized. The record is from RefSeq and is a predicted model, not a curated record. Bases 104 to 1045 code for a protein of 313 amino acids. Gene Ontology annotation, molecular function: protein binding. NCBI's taxonomy places the organism in Eukaryota, Metazoa, Chordata, Actinopteri, Moronidae. The transcript has 5 exons.
AAUAAUAACAGACCACUCUUUAUAACCACGGUUGCUUACACAGUACCAAAAUCGAAUUUCAUUUCAUUUCUUAGAGGUAUUUACCGACGGGUAAGGUUUUACAAUGAGGGGUACUCUGCUGCUGGUGAUCCUGUUCAGUGUGUCUGGGACAUGGGCUGAAGGAGAGAAUGGAGGAGCUAACCAAGGUUUACAGACGAAGGAUAUGUGGGAUGAGGUGAGGGCCCUGAGAGACAUGGUGGUGGAGCUCAAGGUGGAGCUGAGGAAUACCAAGGCUGAACUGCAAACCCAGAGAGACAAAGUGGCUCAUCUAGAGAAGGAGAACACAGUGAUGAGUUCCAGACUGACAGCCACCGAAAACAAGGUGACAGCAAUUACAGCGGAGCUGGAAGCGACUAAGGCUGAACAGCAGCUCCAGAAGAAAAAAGUGGAAGAGGCUGAGAGGCUUAUUUCUGUUCAAGCAGCAGAACUGGUAGCCCUAGUUUCCAGAGUGACAGCCAGGGAGGAGGAGGGGCAGGAGCAGAAGAAGGAGGUGACAUCUCUCAGGGAGGAUCUGGAUAUUUCUAAGACUCAACUGCAGCUCACCAAGAACAAAUUGGAUGAGAUGGAAAGGACUAUUGCAGACACACCAAAGCUGGCUUUCUCUGCUGGUUUGACCACCUCAGGAAAAAUCGGACCAUUCAAUGCUGAAACUCCACUCAUCUACAGUAGAGUCUUCACAAAUAUUGGCGGAGCUUACAACCCAACUACAGGUAUCUUCACAGCACCCGUCAAAGGAGUCUACUAUUUCAGAUUCACUGCCUUCAACAACAAGAAUGGAGAAUGGAUGGCAGUAAAUUUAUACCAUAAUAGUCAGAGGAUUUUGCAUAAUUCUGAGUUAGCUAAUGGUCAUGCUUUCAUUGCAAAUGCAUUAAUUCUACAGCUGGAACAAGGAAGUGUGGUCUAUAUGCGUCUCCAAAAAGACUGUGGGCUUUAUGAUGAUCCAAGCUCCUUGAACACCUUCAGUGGUUUCCUGCUGUUCCCUCAGUUACUUUCAGAAGGCGUGUGAUAUUUUCAGCAAGACCUUGGUCUUUGGUUGCAAGUUGACUCUUAAUAAAUAAAAUUAAGUGCAUGAUUAUCUGUUCUUCAUCAAAGAAACAAGAGUGAUUGUACUCCCAAGGUUUUGGUGCUCCAUUUAUUCAGUACUGAAAUAUUAUUAAGGCAUAAGGGCUGUGUAGAAACAGUGUAUAGCUGUAAACAUUAAAAGAACAUU